AUGGGUAACGACGGCGGCUCCAUCCCCAAGCGCCACGAGCUUGUCAAGAAUGCCGCGCGCGCUCCCACGACUUCCGAACUAAAAGCAACUACUCUUGAAGCUCUCGCUCAUGCUUGGUCCCACUGUGCGCUCAGUGGCGAACCUCUCGAUCUCGAUACCCUUGUCUCCGACUGGCGCGGUCGUCUGUACAACUACGAAGCAAUCCUAAAUGGUCUUAUGCCAUCUGACGAACCUGCCGACAUCACACCCGCUAGUCUAGGUAUCAAGUCAUUGCGCGACGUGGCAAAGCUCAAGGUUUCCAAGGACGGCGACAAGCUGGUAUGCCCCAUCUCCAUGAAGGAGCUAGGUACUUCUGUCAAGACUGUUUAUCUGGUACCUUGUGGGCAUGUUUUUGCGGACAUAGCGAUCAAGGAGAUCCAGGAGAAGACUUGCCCCGAAUGCGGCACCGAGUUCGACCAAGACAACAUCAUUCCGCUUAUUGCGCAUUUAAAGGAAGACGUUGAGCGGUUGGAAAAGAGGGCCGAGAAUCUCAAGAGCCAGGGAUUGACACAUACAUUAAAAAAGGACAAGUCGGAAAAGAAGAAGAAGCGCAAGGGAGAUGAUGUGAAGGAAGAGGAUAAGGCGUCCAAUGUCACGAAGAAGGAGGAUGCCAGGAUCAGCGGUAUCAACAACUCUUUUGCUGCGUCGCUGACGGCAAAGGUAAUGGCUGAGCAGGAUGAACGGAAUAAGAGGCGAAAGCUAGUGGCAGAGUCGAGAAGAGAGGCCGCCAGAGGUUGA
Fusarium venenatum is the source of this 777-nucleotide messenger RNA. RefSeq names its product Rtf2 RING-finger-domain-containing protein. NCBI's taxonomy places the organism in Eukaryota, Fungi, Ascomycota, Sordariomycetes, Hypocreales, Nectriaceae. Gene Ontology annotation, cellular component: nucleus. The record is from RefSeq and is a predicted model, not a curated record. Gene Ontology annotation, biological process: site-specific DNA replication termination at RTS1 barrier; mitotic DNA replication termination.